Messenger RNA from Haliotis rubra (blacklip abalone), 1024 nucleotides. RefSeq lists its product as uncharacterized. The transcript has 4 exons. The coding region runs from base 24 to 407 and encodes 127 amino acids. The record is from RefSeq and is a predicted model, not a curated record. NCBI's taxonomy places the organism in Eukaryota, Metazoa, Mollusca, Gastropoda, Lepetellida, Haliotidae.
ACGGACCCCAAGUAUCCCUCGUCAUGUAUGCAGCGCCCUCUGCUCUCCUGGUCCUGGCUGUGUCUCUCCUUGUCUGUGUGAUACGUAGAUGCCGAAGACGGAGAGAACUUCGGAAAUUAAGGUAUGCUGCCUACCUGACCGUACUGAACAACAGAGUGUCGUUUGUCAGCAGUGAGUCCCCCUACGCUAGAGUCCAUGACGAGGGUGUCAGCUUGUCCCACUCCGGCAUGAGGCAUGCCACCUACCUUCAAGGAGUGGCCAACAGAGAAUCUGCCACCACCGAACGCCACUAUGACACCACCGAACGCCACUUUGACACCACCGAGCACCACUAUUACACCGCCGUAUGCAACUAUGACACCAACGGACGCCACUAUGCUGCAAUCAAUGACGAAGAUGUCCUCUAGUCUGAGUCAGUCCACGGGUCUAAAUUCUAUUGUUGACUACGAAUCUGUCCAGUAGGAUUUACACUUCCACAGUUCUGUAUCCUGUAGGCCUACAUAUGUCAUCGCUCACCACUGAUGUUGAUUUCUUUCAGAUUUUUUAUACAUUUUCGCUCAAUGUUUUUUCUCCGAUAUUUUUCGAUAAUAGAUCGAUAAUAUGUUAACGAUGAUCGAUCUCCGUGAUCAAAAUCGAUAGCCAGCCCUAGUGGAUGCAGUGAUCAGAUGACUACGAGCCAGAUGAACACCUCCUUUCUACACUUCUGCUCACAGAUGAAACAUUGUACAUAACUAUUUCUUCAACUGUUUGUUGUUUGCAAUGCCUGAUCUAUGGCUGCCAGUUCUGCUGUGAAGACAUUGGAGUUUGCUGGGAGAUUAUAGGAUUGUUUUAGGCUUUUUGGGGGUAUGUAGAUACCAAAACCAGCAUUACCAUUUCGGUUCAUGAAUCCGUCAGUAUAGAUGUGAAGAUUAUCUUGUGGGUUGUAAUUUUGUUGUAUGGAUUCUUGCACUGUGGAUUUAUUAAGUUUAUUGUGUUCAGUAAGUUUUGUGUUGGUCAGGAUGUUUGGCAGUAAUGCUGGAGGAAG